GUAUAUACCAUUACCACCGCUUUGCAACGCAACUCUGAGAAGAGGCAAAAAUUGACAAAAUGGAGCAGAGAGAGAGAGAGAGAGAGAGAGAAAAAUGACCGCCAUUAAUGACGAGCUCAACCACCAUCCUGCUGGAGGACUAUACAAGUAGGCUGUAGCUAACGAUCGCUUCACACUCGCUCAUUCGCCACACACAAUCAAUCACCACACUAGGGAAAGCAGCGAAAUCUCCGCUGCGAAUGAGUAAUUGCUUCCGCUAAUCUCUCUCAUCCCUCUUGGUUUUCAUCUCGUAUGCGCGCGCGCGCGCCCUGCUCUGGUGCUCCUAGGGUUUCGGUUGCGGCCAGAUCUGAGGUAUGUGGAGCUCGGCGGAGAAUGUGUUUGCGCGGUCGUCGUCGUUCCGGGAGGACGGCGAGGACGAGGAGGCACUGCGCUGGGCGGCGCUGGAGCGGCUGCCGACCUACGCGAGGGUGCGACGGGCUAUUUUCAGGAACGUAGUCGGCGAUCACAGGGAGAUCGAUGUGAGCGAGCUCGAGGCCGAUGAGCAGAGGCUGGUUCUCGAGCGGCUGGUUACUGCCGUGGACGAUGACCCCGAGCUGUUCUUCGACCGGAUGCGGAAGCGAUUCGACGCGGUGGAAUUGGAAUUCCCCAAGAUUGAAGUGCGGUUUCAGAACUUGAUGGUUGAAUCAUAUGUCCAUGUGGGAAGUAGGGCUCUUCCCACCAUCCCUAACUUUAUCUUCAACAUGUCUGAGGCAUUGUUAAGGACGCUGCGGAUGUAUCGAGGAAACAGAACCAAGUUAACAAUUUUAGAUGAUCUUAGUGGGAUCAUUAGACCUUCGAGACUGACCCUUCUGUUAGGACCUCCUAGCUCUGGCAAGACCACUUUGCUCUUGGCUCUUGCUGGCCGUCUUGGAAAUGAUUUGCAGGUGUCCGGGAAAAUUACGUAUAAUGGCAUGGUCUGACCGAGUUCGUUGCUCCAAGGACAUCAGCUUAUGUCAGUCAACACGAUAGGCAUAUUCCAGAGAUGACCGUCAGGGAAACCCUAGAAUUAGCAGGAAGGUGUCAGGGUGUUGGGUCCAAAUUCGAUAUGCUUAUGGAACUUGCAAGGAGAGAGAAGAUGUCAGGGAUAAAACCAGAUGAAGAUCUUGAUAUUUUCAUGAAGUCGUUAGCUUUGGGGGGACAGGAAACAAGCUUAGUGGUGGAGUACAUCAUGAAGAUUUUAGGGUUGGAUGUAUGCGCGGACACCUUGGUGGGUGAUGAAAUGCUGAAGGAAUAUCGGGGGUCAGAAGAAGCGGCUCACAACAGGUGGAUAGUAGGCAUCUCUUCCACUAUAUAG
Linum tenue is the source of this 1333-nucleotide messenger RNA. The record is from the annotation of a GenBank genome assembly. NCBI's taxonomy places the organism in Eukaryota, Viridiplantae, Streptophyta, Magnoliopsida, Malpighiales, Linaceae.